Messenger RNA from Pungitius pungitius (ninespine stickleback), 863 nucleotides. RefSeq names its product basic helix-loop-helix family, member a15 (gene bhlha15). The record is from RefSeq and is a predicted model, not a curated record. The transcript has 2 exons. NCBI's taxonomy places the organism in Eukaryota, Metazoa, Chordata, Actinopteri, Perciformes, Gasterosteidae. The coding region runs from base 243 to 821 and encodes 192 amino acids. Gene Ontology annotation, biological process: positive regulation of transcription by RNA polymerase II; sensory organ development; axon development. Gene Ontology annotation, molecular function: E-box binding; protein dimerization activity; DNA-binding transcription factor activity, RNA polymerase II-specific. Gene Ontology annotation, cellular component: nucleus.
CUGAGCAGCGCGACGUGGCCAUUAGCCGGUUACAGGUAGCUCGCAUGUGACAGUUAUCUGCGCGCGCGCGUGCAUGUGUGCGUGUGUGUGCGCGCGUGGCGCGCUCUCCGCUCUUCUACUCCCGGUGAUGGUGCGUCGGAGGAGCGGCUGCGUGGGGACGAUGUUCCAGUCCACACUCUGAGGGGGGAAGUUGGAACACUCGAGGCGCGUUGAAGCUGUGAGGAAAAAAAGUCCACCGCAGGAUGAAGUCCAAAGGAAAGGCUGGGAGACCCUCCAGGAGGACCUGGUCUGAGGCCCAGCCAGAACUGGACCUGGAAGCAGACACAGAACCAGAACCAGGCUCCAGCGAGCAGGAGGGCUCGGAGGCCUCGGUCCGGAUCGGCGGCUCCUGGAGGGGGUCCCUGAGGGGCGGCGACGGCAAGCGGAAAAGAGGCGCCGGCCGCCGCCAGCGCCGGCAGCACGGCUCCGGCGCCACGGAGCGCAGCGCCCGGCGCCUGGAGAGCAACGAGAGGGAGCGCCAGCGCAUGCACAAGCUCAACAACGCCUUCCAGGCGCUGCGCGAGGCCAUCCCCCACGUCAACACCGACAAGAAGCUGUCCAAGAUCGAGACCCUGACGCUGGCCAAGAACUACAUCAGGGCCCUGACCACCGUGGUCGUGGACAUGUCGGGGGGCUGCCUGCCCGCUGGCGGCGGUGGCGUCCCGUCUGAAGCCAGCACCGCCAAGCUGCUCCAGUGCUACCAGAAGCACCUGGAGGAGGAGGGGGAGGAUGACCUCACCCAGUACCUCACCCACGCACGCAGCUUCAGCCAGCGCAGCUAACAGCGGCUGCAAGGCGGCCCGGAGGCUGUGAGAGGGAGGGGG